Penicillium lagena is the source of this 1578-nucleotide messenger RNA. RefSeq names its product developmental regulatory protein WetA (gene wetA). The coding region runs from base 1 to 1578 and encodes 525 amino acids. NCBI's taxonomy places the organism in Eukaryota, Fungi, Ascomycota, Eurotiomycetes, Eurotiales, Aspergillaceae. The record is from RefSeq and is a predicted model, not a curated record. The transcript has a single exon.
AUGUUCGCCCAACCAUUUGAUCAUUCCUUCAAUGACUUAUUCAACCAAUACGUCAACAUGGAGACCUCUGGAGCCGAUGGCAACAAAGACUCGACGUUGUCCAGUGACUUGGACCCGAUUUUCCCCCUAGACUCCCUGUCGAGUGAAUGUGGCGAUCUUUCUCCCCCCAUCUCCACUUCGAAACGCCAUCGUCAGUCACCGCAACCCUGGAGCCAAGAUUGGUCUCUGCAGGGUGACGGAUCUGCCGAUCACGGCUUUGCCGUCCAUGACACUGUUCAUCCCUCCGCCAUCUCAGAUCUCAACUUUGAAUCCUCUUCUCGCCCGGCCCCCUCCAACAGGGUCUCUUCUACUUCCCCGUCUACUCCCCCAGCUACCCCUAGACGGCAAGCUACCAAAAGUGCUCUCCUCACGCCCAAAUCCAUCCGUCAUCGCGACCCGACUGAUCGCCGCGCUCCUCUGCGCAAGCAAAGCUUCUCCCCAAGCUUGAUGCGCUCGGCCAACCUCCAGAAAGGGAGAAUGGCAUAUCCUGAGGCUUGGGCCCAGCGCAUUCAGAACUUCAACCUCCACAACUCGGACGACCGCCUACCGCUAUCUCCCCCGCCCUCGGAUGUUCUCGUGCAGCAAGAGAACAUGCCCGCCGAUCACACUGCCUUGAACCAACCACGAGAUUCCGCCGAAAUGCCUCCUCAGUAUGAUGCGAGGCUCUUCCACCAGUCACAAGCCGUCUCGAUGCCAUCACCUUCCGCUCGAGCACUCGCACGGCAACAAUACCUUCAGAGCCAGACCAACUCCUCAACCUUGACCAACUCCAGCUCGCCUUCCACAGAUGACAUCUUCUCUUCAUCACAUUCCUCCGAUCCUCAGUCCCUGUCCUCGUGGCAUUCGGACGCCCUUGGCACACCGUCACUCACAUUCACCCCGGAUCUCCAGAGCCACGACGCACAGGCAUGGUGGUCGCCAAUGUCUUCCGGGGUCGCGCAGCCACAGUUUGCAUCCUCGGCUCCUCAACGCCCCAUGGGAAGCGUCGGGAACCAAAAUGACAUGAUGCAAGGAGGCCUGAUGAUCCAGUUCGACCCGUCCUUCGAUAUGCCCUCCGCCGCGGACUCUUCAUUCUCAUCCAACAACCUGCAUUCCAUCUCCAACAAUCAGGAGAGUCAGUACAACGUCUCUACAAACCACAGCUUCGUGACCCCCUUUACCACCGAAGUCCACACAUCACGCUCUCCAUCUCUCUCCCCCAAGGCUGGCUCCUCCCCGAAAGACACCCGGAUGAAAGCCAACCACCGCCGCAACCACAGCCGCAAGCUCUCCACCCAGGGCAUGAGUGGCCCCAAGCCCGCCAAAUCCUCGGGAAGCCCCCGGGGCGCGAACAAGGCUGUUAGUGUCUCGUUCGUGAACUUUACCUCCCAUGACAGCAAGAAGAUCUUGACUGGUGUGGCACCCUCAGGCAGCUCCAAGACCAAAGCCCGACGGGAACAGGAGGCCCGUGAUCGCCGCCGUAAGCUCAGCGAGGCCGCGCUAAAGGCCGUGCGCAAUGCUGGCGGCGACGUCGAGGCUCUAGAGGCUGUAUUCUGUUAA